Polistes dominula (European paper wasp) is the source of this 2587-nucleotide messenger RNA. RefSeq names its product pre-mRNA splicing factor cwf19l2. Gene Ontology annotation, cellular component: post-mRNA release spliceosomal complex. Lineage: Eukaryota; Metazoa; Arthropoda; Insecta; Hymenoptera; Vespidae. Gene Ontology annotation, biological process: mRNA splicing, via spliceosome. The record is from RefSeq and is a predicted model, not a curated record.
AAAAUACCAAGUAUUCUGAAGUGAUCGAAGUUAAAAAGAAGUCUUAUUGGGAGGAGUCGACAUAAAAUAAUCAGAGAAGAUUUACAUUUAUCCGAAAAUAUGAUUGUAUAGAACCAAAAAGAAGGAAACAAGUAUCAAUCAUCCAAUUGUGUUUGCCACACAAAUAAGAUAUUGUUUGAAGAACCAAACUUAUUGUUAGGGAUAGAAGGUUAAAAUGGCGUCUGAUGAAGAAAUGUCUUCACGUAAAAAGUCACAUAAGAGUUUAAACGAUAAAAAAAGGAAACAUAGUAAAAAACAAGAUAAGGAAAGUAGGAAGAAGAUGAAACGUAGUCCCUCAACUUCCAGUAAUACUAGUAGUGGCAGUGACAAUGAAGUUUGGGUUGAAAAAACUAUUGAAACUAUACAAUCUGUACAAAAAACUACUUCAGAUAAUAAUACAAAAGAGUCUCUUAAGAGAGACGAAUGGAUGACUCUUGGAAAUUUAUUUCCAUGUAUAUCUCGGUCUGAUUUACAAAGUAGUAAACAGGAAUUACAGAAGAAAGAUAAUAAUACUUCGUCAAUCCUUGAUAAGCCAGGACAAAGUAAUAAGGAAUUAAAUCCUUAUUGGAAAGAUGGAGGUACUGGUUUACCUCAAAAUGAACCUGACAAAUUCGUCAAUAAAAAAGUAAUGGAUCCUAUUUGGUUAAAAAGGUCAUUGCAACGUGCUAAAGAACAAGCUUUGGAGGAAGGAAAAUCUUUAGAAGAAAUAGCUGCCGAAAGAUGGGGUUCUCUAGAAACUAUAAAUGCAAUGAUAGCAGAAGCGGAACAAUCAUCCUCCAAGUAUAAUAAAAAUUAUGAACCUAAUAAUAGUCGUUAUCGUGAUAGAUACUCUAAUAGAUAUAGAGAAUCAGAAAAGGAUCGUUCUUGGUAUAAAUCACGAAAUCGGGAUAAUGAACAAAAACGUGAACCUUAUAGAUCUGAUAAACCAUUGCGUAAACCAAAUUAUCAAAAACCUGCAGAUGAUAAUGAUUAUCGUUACACAUCAUCAGCAGCUUCAAAUAAGUCAAAUUCACAUCGUUCAAAAAAUUGGAAAAAAGAUAAUGGUACUAGAAAUCAAUCGGAAUUAAAUGUAGAAGAAACAGUUACUGAAAAAAUUGUGGAAAAGGACGAACAAACUUUUGAAUCAAACAUACAAUCAAGUGAUAUUUUAACCAAAGAAGAAAUGAAUAAAUUAGGAGCAAAAAUUAUCAAAGCUGAACUAAUGGGUGAUAAUGAAUUAGCAAAUCGUUUAAAGGAACAAUUAGAAAAAGCAAGAGAAUGUUCAAAUCAAGCAGAUAAAUCUGAAACGGAAAAUAUUAUUCUUUCAAGAACAGAUUCAAAAGGUGUUACAAGACCCAUACAACCAAGGUGUCAACCUAAAGAUUCUUCAACUAAAUCUAAAAAGAAUAAGAACGUGGAAACACAUGUUUCUGGUGAACGAGUUCGUUACUUCGGUGAUGACGAUAAAUAUUCAUUGCAACAACUGUUUCAGCGCGAAAAAGGACGUUCUGUGGAUGAUGACAAUGCUGCGUUUGUUAAAAUUGCAUCUAAGAACAUGGAUAUGAACGAUAUAUUUGAAGAAAAAAUUGCACGAGCAGAUACGGAUAGUAGACAAGAUGAUCGAGAUAAAGCGAGGGCGAUUAAAGAACAUAAAAGAAUAUCGAAAAGUCUGGAAGGAUGUUCGUGGUGCUUAGAAUCCAAAAAUAUGAUCAAGCAUAUGAUUGUUGCAAUGGACUCUAACAUUUGUCUUAGUCUUCCGACCAGAGUAUCAUUAGUAACUGGACAUUGUAUAUUAACACCUUUACAACAUGUAUCUUGUCAAUUGCAAUUAGACGAAGAUGUUUGGGAGAAUAUGAAGAUUUUUAAACAAACAUUAAUUAAAAUGUUUAUGGAUUCCGAACAAACUCCAGUAUUUUUUGAAAUCUAUAAAAAUCGUCAUAGAUUUCCACACAUGCAAUUGGAAUGUGUUCCAAUGCCCAAUGAAAGUGCAGAUUUAGCACCCAUGUACUUCAAGAAAGCCUUGUUAGAAUGUGAAACUGAAUGGAGCAUCAACAAAAAACUUAUUGAUUUACAAAACAAGGAUUUACGUAGAUCAAUACCAAAAGGAUUACCAUAUUUUAUGGUAGAAUUUGGAGAUAAGGAUGGAUAUGCCCAUGUAAUUGAAGAUGAACGCAUGUUCCCGACCAAUUUUGCUGAGGAAAUAAUUGGUGGAAUAUUAGAUUUGGAUCAUAAUCUAUGGAGAAAACCAAAAAGGGAAACUUUUGAACAACAAAGAGAAAAGGUAUUAAAUUUUAAGAAAACAUGGGACAAAUAUAAACAUUAAUUAGUUAACAAUUAUGUAAAUACAUUUGAUAAAAAUGUAUGGGUUAAUAUUUAACUCUUUGCAUUCGAGAGGUUACUCUCGGUCUGUAUAUAAGAAGAUAUUAUUAUAUGUUAUUAUGGGUUAAUAUUUAACUCUUUGCACUCGAGAGGUUACUCUCGGUCUGUAUAUAUGAAGAUAUUAUUGCAAUAGAAGAAGAACGUGAAAAUAAUUUUCAUUUGUAAAUAAUGUUGCACUGUUACAGGGGGA